Plasmopara halstedii is the source of this 390-nucleotide messenger RNA. RefSeq lists its product as uncharacterized. NCBI's taxonomy places the organism in Eukaryota, Oomycota, Peronosporomycetes, Peronosporales, Peronosporaceae. Bases 1 to 390 code for a protein of 129 amino acids. The record is from RefSeq and is a predicted model, not a curated record. The transcript has a single exon.
AUGACCCGUGUCAGCAAGAAGAUCAAGAAUCAGACCGAGAAUGGGUACACGACUGUUCACAGUUACAAGUGUACUCUGAUCCGCGAUCCGAACAGAGCCGACCAAGCACGUCAAGACUUGAUUGACGCGUUAGCCAAGGCCCGUCGCAUCUGUGAAGUAUUGCAAAGCCAGACCAAGUGUAAAGUCGCUGUGAACAAAACCGCCAGCAGCGUACUCAAGUGUGUAGACUUAGCACAUCACUCCAUCGUUGAAGCCGAACUGAAGGUUAAUUCUCAGAUUGACAUUCUGUUUCAGCGUCAAGUCCGAAAAGACGAGGAACGAUCCCAGAAGGUUCCCAUCAAGAGUUACCUUGAGGUAAUUACAGAACUUCAGGAAAAAGUCAAGAAGUAA